This is a messenger RNA of Hypoxylon fragiforme, 630 nucleotides long. RefSeq lists its product as uncharacterized. Bases 1 to 630 code for a protein of 209 amino acids. The transcript is spliced from 3 exons. NCBI's taxonomy places the organism in Eukaryota, Fungi, Ascomycota, Sordariomycetes, Xylariales, Hypoxylaceae. The record is from RefSeq and is a predicted model, not a curated record.
AUGGAAACGGAAGACCAGCAUGAUAAACCCACCCAAGUACCACGCCUUCAAGAGUCCAGCAUACCCAACCUCUCCAUCAACUGCGUCCUGACCCUCAUCGCGAAACGUUCAGAUAACAGCCACGCCCUGGCGCAAGAGGAUCUCGACCCCGACGCUGACCGCCGCGACUUCGAACCCGGCCUCCUCCGCGGUACCGUACGACCGUCUGACGAACUUCUCCGCGACGCCGAUGCUACUGAUGUCUACAUCCCUGCUAGGCAACCCCUCCUCCGUCCUGUGGCAGCGUCAGCGAGCGCCCGCGUGCACCGCAGCCGUCACGUCAACGCCCCUCGCCUUACAUGCCGCCGCCACAACCCUCCCCGUAAUCCUCCUUGCUCAACGCAACGCGAGCGCGGCGCCGCGCUACACGGGAUCCCCACACCGCCCCCGCGGCCUGGGCGAGCGCGCCCCACGAGAGAGCAGCGGCGCGCUGCUUUGGUUCCGCUGUGGAGUGUUGAUUGGGGCACGGAGGGCAGCAGCGUCUUUGAUCGCGAGCGCGAGACGGGUGAUCUCAGUUCACCAAGCGAGAGAGAAUGGGUCGGCGAGGGUCGUGGGCGUUGGCGUUGGCGCAGAGGAGGCGAGAGUGAGUGA